Molecule: messenger RNA, 181 nt
Organism: Symbiodinium sp. CCMP2456
Lineage: Eukaryota; Dinophyceae; Suessiales; Symbiodiniaceae
Source: the annotation of a GenBank genome assembly
GUCCCUGAGCUUCGGGCACUUGGGAAGCACCUACAUCAUGAACAAGAUGCGGCCGUCGCGUGGAUCUGAUUUCGAUCUCGCUGCCGCCGCCCCCGUGUGCUCCUUGGCCACCUCCGCUGCCUUGGUGGCCCUCGGUCUUCAGCAGGUGAGAAGCUCAGACUUUGCUCCGCUUCAGAUUCCG